AUGGCUCAGGCUGAAAACAUGGCUAAUGUGAAUAUCAUCAUGAUGGGCUCUGCUGGGCAGCCAAUCCAGAUAGCACUCCUGAAGAAUGAAGGACCACCAACAUGGUGA
Molecule: messenger RNA, 108 nt
Organism: Paracoccidioides lutzii Pb01
Exons: 2
Coding region: 1-108 (35 amino acids)
Source: RefSeq, a predicted model, not a curated record